CGAAGAUCCUGGACUUUUCCCGAUCGCUCGUGAACUUUUGACUGCACCCCAUGCGGCGACAGUCCGUGUCCCACGAGAGUGCACCGCAGCUAUGGCAUUUCAAGGCUCACGCGAUCAAUCUGAACAAGGGGAGCCGUCUUCUUCCCGUUCCAUCGCUAAGUACUCUCCUUUAGAGAUGGUUCCUGAGGUCGACUCCGAUCAGGAUGAGUCCCCCCUUGAAGUCCUGCCUCUGAAUAACUUUGGCCCCAAACGUCGGCGGCGGCGAACGACGACUCGAGUGCAACGCAGCAGGCUGCGCAGCCUAUGUAGUUUCUGGAAAUGCCGCCAUCUGUAUUGUCACAUUCACCCGUACUCGCGACGAGCCAUGACUUGCCGAUUUGUAAAGCGUCCCUUCUGGGGCGCAGUGAUCGUGCUCGGCCUCCUAAAACUCGCCUCUAUCUUUUGGUCUGGUUUGGUCUACCUCUUUCCAGACGACCUUGACGCCCGCCUCGACGCCUGGGUCUUCCCCGCCGGUCGCCCAUCCAUAUUCUCACAUUGGACCACCCACGGCGUCGUCCCCGUGCGAUGCCACUCACACAACGAUUAUUGGCGCGACGUACCGCUCCAUUCGGCCCUCAGCGCAGGCUGCAUUGGCGUUGAAGCCGACGUCUGGUCAUCCGAUAAUGACUUGCUGGUCGGACAUACUCCCUUCACACUGCACCACGAAGUCACUCUCCGCAGUCUGUACCUAAACCCUUUGUUGGACCUACUCCAGAAGCACAACACCCGCUCGAGCCAACUCGAGCCCGCGCACCUUCCCGGCAGCUUCCGCGCCGGUGUAUUCUCCAGCGACCCAUCACAAACCCUGGUCCUGCUCAUCGACUUCAAGGAGCAGCCUGAGGCCACCUGGUCCAUGGUGAUGGAGCAGCUCCAACCCCUCCGUGACGGCGACUACCUCACCUAUUUCAACGGUACAGACAUUAUCACCCGGCCCAUCACAGUCGUUGCUACCGGCGAUGCGCCCUUCGAUCGCAUCACAUCGAAUCAAACAUACCGAGACAUCUUCUACGACGCCCCGCUUGACCAGCUCGCCCUCCUUCCACCAAGCACCGGACGACCCGAUCAGCCGGAUCCAGAAACAGAGCCUACCUACUCGUACAAGAACAGCUACUAUGCCUCUGUCGACUUCCGCAAGACUAUCGGCAGUCUAUCCCGCAAUCGCUUCUCGCAGGGACAGCUGGAGCUGAUUCGGAAGCAGGUUGAAGCUGCGCACGCGCGUGAUUUGAAGGUGCGGUACUGGGGAACCCCGAGCUGGCCACGUGGUCUGCGGAACCAUGUUUGGCAUGUUUUGGUGCGGGAGGGGGUGGAUUUAAUCAAUGUAGAUGAUUUGAGAGAAGCCACGAGGCAGGAUUGGAGGAAGCAUCGGAGUUGGUUCUUUUGAUGGCUCGUGGGUGAAGUAGCAUGGUUGUGUGUGCAAGUAUAUGUCAGCGACGAAGUCAUGGAUAUAUGGAUGUAACUUGCUUAAUAAUAUAAAUAAUUUACAGUACCUAGGUUUAUAAUAAAUUUUUAAAAGUC
This is a messenger RNA of Aspergillus welwitschiae, 1554 nucleotides long. RefSeq names its product PLC-like phosphodiesterase. Gene Ontology annotation, biological process: lipid metabolic process. The transcript is spliced from 2 exons. The coding region runs from base 92 to 1420 and encodes 442 amino acids. NCBI's taxonomy places the organism in Eukaryota, Fungi, Ascomycota, Eurotiomycetes, Eurotiales, Aspergillaceae. The record is from RefSeq and is a predicted model, not a curated record. Gene Ontology annotation, molecular function: phosphoric diester hydrolase activity.